AUGCCAUCCCAGUACACCAACCCCAUCCUCCCCGGGUUCUACCCCGAUCCAGCCUGCAUCCUGGUGGGAGACACCUUCUACCUGAUCAACUCCAGCUUCCAAUUCUUUCCGGGACUACCAAUCCACAAAUCCAAGGAUCUGAUUAACUGGGAGCUCAUCGGAAAUGCCAUCUGCCGACCAGAGCAAAUCCAACUACAUUCGUCCACGACCAAAGUCAACAAUGCGGCGGAAAAGCAGAUCUUCACCGGAGGUCUGUAUGCCCCAACCAUCCGCUACCACAACGGCCGCUUCUACAUCGUCUGCACGAUGCUCAGCGGCCCGGUGGACAUGCCAGCCGCCGCGGACUUUGAACCGCAGAACUUCAUCAUCACAGCAUCCGAUCUCGAGGAUCCGUCCUCCUUCAGCGAUCCCAUCUACUUUGACUUCUACGGGAUCGACCCCAGUUUGUUCUUUGACGAUGACGGCCGCGUGUAUGUGCAGGGUAGCUGGAUCCACGGGUAUCGCAAGAAUCCCGCCACGGUCAUCCGCCAAGCGGAGAUUGAUCUCAGCACGGGGAAGCUCGCCGCGCCAGCGGUGGAUAUCUGGUCCGGACAUACCGGGCGGGUUCCGGAGGGCCCGCAUCUGUACAAGAAGGACGGGUAUUACUAUCUCCUGAUUGCCGAGGGCGGCACGUUCGGCGAGCACAAGAUCACCAUGGCCCGCGCUAGAAGCGUCUGGGGUCCGUAUGAGUCGUUCAGUGGCAAUCCUGUUCUCACCGCGGAAGGCUCUAACGGGUGUAUACAAUGUGUCGGACAUGCUGAGCUGUUCCAGGAUCCGCUGGGCCAGUGGUGGGCGGUUAUGCUGGCAGGACGGGAGUACGGAGCAAGCUAUCCGCUUGGUCGAGAGACAUUCCUGACGCCGGUUGAGUGGCCGGAGAACCAAUUCCCGUCUUUUGCACCGGUGGAAUUAUCCCCGAAAUGCAGUCGCCAGAUGCCGGGAAGAGUCGCUUCUCAUACCCUCCCAGCGGUUUCCCUCGACUCACCAUUGACACUGUAUCUCCGCACCCCUGACCUCCAGAACUAUGCGCAAAAUGGAAAGGAGAUAACAUUGACCCCGGUGGAAGCCGAUCUGGGGUCUAUGUCUGGGACCAUGACUUUCGUGGGCCAACGCCAAACAUCGCUCGAGUCGGUCGCACGUGUUCUGCUGCGGCUCGGUGAUCUCCCAGCAGGAAAGGUCUCGUGCGGGUUGGCUGUAUAUAAAGACCCUUUCCGAUAUGCCUCCGUUACAUACAGCACUGCGGACGGUUGUUUCAGCUUGACGAUUCAGGAGCCCGGGAAACCUCUGACAACACUCGGUUCGAUUCCGGUACAACACGCGACCGCAGCCCAGCUAUCGAUUACUUCAUCGACGGAAAACUACGUGUUUGAGUGUUCCCUUGCACACACCGAUGGGGAUACGGAAACUACCAAGCUCGGAGAAGUGCCGUGCUCUGCGCUGAGUGGUGAUGAUUUUACUGGCACGAUAUAUGCUAUAUUCGCUUCAGGGGAAGGGGAUGUCAAGUUUCAUGACUUUAAGAUACAGAACUAG
Messenger RNA from Aspergillus clavatus NRRL 1, 1566 nucleotides. Its product is annotated as beta-xylosidase. Gene Ontology annotation, biological process: carbohydrate metabolic process. The record is from RefSeq and is a predicted model, not a curated record. NCBI's taxonomy places the organism in Eukaryota, Fungi, Ascomycota, Eurotiomycetes, Eurotiales, Aspergillaceae. Gene Ontology annotation, molecular function: hydrolase activity, hydrolyzing O-glycosyl compounds. The transcript has 2 exons. The coding region runs from base 1 to 1566 and encodes 521 amino acids.